Osmia lignaria (orchard mason bee) is the source of this 2703-nucleotide messenger RNA. The record is from RefSeq and is a predicted model, not a curated record. Lineage: Eukaryota; Metazoa; Arthropoda; Insecta; Hymenoptera; Megachilidae.
AAUAUGUAGAAUUGGUAAAAGCGAACAUCAGGUUAUACGGUACUCAUAUAAUGUAACGGUACCGUCGCUAAAAAUCCUUGUAACAAUUCUUUCUGCGCAUCGCGCGGUAAUCUUAUUUACCAGGUUGUUUUACUUACAAAUUAUUUGUUGCAGGUUGAAAAAUGAAUGACAAUAUAAUUUCUUGUCCCAUUUGUUCAAAAGAAUUUUCUUCUGCAGUGAUAGAAAGUCAUGUUAGUAAAUGUUUGUUUUUAAAUGAAUCAACGAGCAAUGAAUCUGCAGUUCCUCUCAAGGAUGAAAGUUUUGGUAGAAAACAUAUAAAGUUGAGUAACAAGAAAACAAAACAGGGUGAUUCAGGAUCAUUAAAGAGAAAAAGUAUUUCAAUGGAAUCAUCUUUUACAAAUACAGAUAAUCAAAUCUCAAAGACUUCAUUUGAGGAUAAUCCAGAAAAACAAGUUAAAAAAAGUAAAGAUGAUCAUGUACCUCUUGCUGAACGGAUGAGACCUACUACACUUUCAGGAUAUGUUGGACAGUCACAUAUUCUUGGGCCAUCUACUGUACUUUACCAAUUGUUAAAUAAAUCUGAAAUUCCAAAUAUAAUUUUAUGGGGCCCACCUGGUUGUGGAAAGACAUCUUUGGCAAAUGUCAUAGCUCACAUAUGUAAAAAUAAAUCAAAUGGUAAAAUGAGAUAUGUUAAAUUAUCUGCAGCAAUGGCUGGUGUUAAUGAAGUGAAAGAAGUGAUCACUAUAGCUUCUAAUGAAUUGAAAUUUAACAGACGUACAGUAAUUUUUAUGGAUGAAAUACAUCGUUUUAAUAAAGCACAACAAGAUGUAUUUUUACCUCAUGUUGAAUCCGGUAUUGUUACAUUAAUUGGAGCUACAACAGAAAAUCCUUCCUUCAGUUUAAAUUCUGCACUUCUGAGUCGUUGUAGAGUUAUUGUUUUAGAGAAAUUGAGUAUACUUAAUUUAAUAUCCAUAUUAAAGAAAGCUGUUUCUUCAUUAGAGGGGUCUGUAUUUCAUUCAAGUAAAAAAUUAGAAGAUUCUGAGCAAAUACCAAAAUUCAUAAUAGAUGAACCAACUAUAGAAUGGUUGGCAGGAACAUGCGAUGGUGACGCACGAAUAGCUUUAGGUGGUCUUGAAUUAGCAAUUCAAUGUAAGGUACCAAAAGAGGAAGAAUUCUUAGAAAGUGGUCCUGUAACAAUAACAUUAGAUGAUAUUAAAGAAAGUCUUAAGAAGACUCAUAUGUUAUAUGAUAAGAAAGGUGAACAACAUUAUGACAUGAUUUCUGCUCUACAUAAAUCUGUUAGAGCAAGUGAUGAAAAUGCUUCUUUAUAUUGGUUAACAAGAAUGAUACUGGGUGGUGAAGACCCCGUUUAUAUUGCACGAAGAUUAGUAAGAAUGGCAUGUGAAGAUAUAGGUUUAGAAGAUCCAAAAGCUUUAGGAAUUGCUGUACAUACAAUGCAUGGUUGUAAAAUGAUUGGAAUGCCCGAAUGUGAUGUCCUUUUGGCACAAUGUACAACAUAUUUAGCAAGAGCACCAAAAUCUAGAUUAAUGGAAGAUGCACUUAGAGCUGCUCAAAGAACAGUUGCUGAUCAUAAAGGACCUCAGCCAACAGUGCCUUUACAUUUAAGAAAUGCUCCAACAAAACUCAUGAAAAAUUUAGGAUAUGCUCAAGGUUACAAUAUGAGACAUAAAGAUGCAUCUGGAUUAAAUUAUUUACCAGAAGGACUUGAAAAUAUAAACUUUUUUAAUUGUUGAAAAUUGUAUGGGAUGAACAGAAAUUUGAAUAAGAGCGUUGUUAUAGAUUUAUUAUACUCAGGGAUUAUUUCGUACAAACGGUAUUAAGUAUUAAAAUAUUAAUUAAGAUAGUUGAAGUUAAUACAGUACUUGAAUAGCAUUAACUGUAAUAUACCAGGCAGCAAAAGUCUCAAAACUAAAUAAGAUAGUAUUAUACACAUUAAAUUAACUUUAUUAGAUAAUUUUUUUCCAUAUGAUAGUUUUAUUAUUAGCAGGCAUGUCAACAAUGUUUAUUAGUUUGAUACCAUUUUUGUCUGCCAAUUCUGUUAAAUCUUUAAUAUCUCUGAGACCCCAACUUGGAUCUUGAAACUUUAAAGAUUUAUUGAAAUUAACAUUACUUUCUGGUGUUAUUUUCCCAUCCAUAGCAUAAGGUCCAUAUGUAAACAUAAAACCAUUGUCUUUUAGCAAUUUACCUGCAUUUUCAAAUAAUCCGAUGGAACAUUCAUAUGGUGAAAUAUGCAUCAUAUUUGCAUUAUAUAUAUAAUCAAUACUAGAUUUUUUAAAAAUUCCAUUGCUCCACGUAUGAAAAUCUGUAGUAAUAUCUAUCUUUAAAGGAUGUUUUAUAUUUGCAAAUCCGUUUGCAUAUACAGCAAUACUUUCUAACAAUCUGAGUUCACAUUCUGAAGGAUAAAAUGUAAUAUGAGGAAAAUGGGGAGCAAAAUGAGCUACGUGUUGUCCAGAACCAGAUGCAAUUUCCAAAAAUAUUUGAUCCGAACCGGGUUGAAUAUAUUGCCGGAAAACCGAUAGUAUUGGUUCCUUAUUGCGAUCGGCUGCUGGGUAAAUAAGCUUUUUAGCAGCCAUGAUUCUAGAACUUAAAUCAAAGUCCUAUGUUAUUUGCUACCUAAUUUUUAUAACAGAUAUAAUUAUGUAAAAACCAUUUAACAAAAAAAAAAAAAAAAAACUAAAAAAA